Molecule: messenger RNA, 1791 nt
Organism: Balaenoptera musculus (blue whale)
Lineage: Eukaryota; Metazoa; Chordata; Mammalia; Artiodactyla; Balaenopteridae
Gene: DOC2A
Product: double C2 domain alpha
Exons: 10
Coding region: 166-1452 (428 amino acids)
Cellular component (GO): membrane
Source: RefSeq, a predicted model, not a curated record
CGCACUUUCUCCUGCUCUCCCUCCCUCUCGGCUCAGACUGCCGGACUCAGCGCUCUUCUCGCCGGCCGCCCUGGGAAUCGCCGGCUGCCACCGCCCAGCUCGCACCCGCUUGUCCCCCAGUGCUUGGGCACCUGUUGGAGGCGCAGAGACAGCCAGGGGUGCUGCAUGAGGGGCCGGAGGGGCGAUCGCAUGACCAUCAACAUCCAGGAGCACAUGGCCAUCAACGUGUGCCCGGGGCCCAUCCGGCCCAUCCGCCAGAUCUCUGACUACUUCCCCCGCCGGGGACCAGGACCUGAAGGGGGUGGCGGGGGCUUCGGAGAGGCCCCUGCUCAUCUGGGCCCCCUGGCCCUGGCACCCCCUGCAGCCCUCCUUGGGGCCACCACGCCCGAGGAUGGAGCUGAGGUGGACAGCUAUGACUCGGAUGAUACCACCGCCCUGGGCACGCUGGAGUUUGACCUUCUCUACGACCAGGCUUCCUGCACUCUGCACUGUAGUAUCCUCAGGGCCAAGGGCCUCAAGCCCAUGGAUUUCAAUGGCCUGGCCGACCCCUACGUCAAGCUGCACCUGCUGCCUGGAGCCUGCAAGGCCAAUAAGCUAAAAACUAAGACUCAGAGGAACACGCUGAAUCCCGUGUGGAAUGAGGACCUGACGUACAGCGGAAUCACAGAUGAUGACAUCACCCACAAGGUGCUCAGGAUCUCCGUCUGUGACGAAGACAAGCUGAGCCACAACGAGUUCAUCGGGGAGAUCCGUGUACCCCUCCGCCGCCUCAAGCCUUCACAGAAGAAGCAUUUUAACAUCUGCCUUGAGCGCCAGGUCCCGGUCUGUGCCGGGCUGCGGGGUACCACGGGAAGGGGGCCCUGGGGAGAUCAGGUUUCCAGAACUUUCUCUUUGCCCCCUCAGCUGGCUUCACCCUCUUCCAUGUCUGUGGCGCUGAGGGGCAUCUCCUGUUACCUGAAGGAGCUGGAGCAGGUGGAGCAGGGGCCUGGGCUGCUGGAAGAGCGUGGGCGCAUCCUGCUGAGCCUCAGCUAUAGUUCUCGGCGCCGCGGGUUGCUGGUGGGCAUCGUGCGCUGCGCCCACCUGGCUGCCAUGGACGUCAACGGCUACUCCGACCCCUACGUCAAGACGUACCUGAGGCCGGACGUGGAUAAGAAAUCUAAGCACAAAACAUGUGUGAAGAAGAAGACUCUAAACCCGGAAUUUAAUGAGGAGUUCUUCUACGAAAUGGAGCUCUCCACUCUGGCCAGCAAGACUCUGGAAGUCACAGUCUGGGACUAUGACAUUGGCAAAUCCAACGACUUCAUCGGUGGCGUGGCCCUGGGGCUGGGCGCCCGGAGAGAGGCCCGGAAGCACUGGAGCGACUGUCUGCAGCAGCCGGACGCAGCCCUGGAGCGCUGGCACACCUUGACCAGCCAGUUGCCCCCGGCAGCUGGAGCCCUGCCCUCAGCCUGAGCAGGACAGCGGCCACCCAGCACAGGGGCCCUCAGGGCCGGGCCCAGUCGGCAGCCUUCGCACGAGUGUGUUGCACGUUUACACGGGGUGGAGGCCCCACCCCGCACUACUUGUCUUGUUUUGUGAGAGUCUCCGUGGGUCUGUCUUCUUGUGAGGGACUGUGGAGAUCUAUAUUCACAUAUGCAAACUUCCUCCUGCCUGACUCGCUACAACAGACAAAUAUGCAAACCACCCAUCCAGAGCACACCUGCAGGGGGGAUCCCGCAGUGCCCCUGCCCCAAGGCCCCGGCUGCUGCUCCUCUCUCCUGCCUCUCCAGGCUGCCCGUCCCCCUCCCCUCC